AUGUCCGAUUUGAUACAGACAAUUAACUCGGAAGAUGAAAUCGAUUACUUGGACGAUUCUGAGGAUGAAUUCCAAGAAAAAGUGUUCACAAAGAAAGACCGAGAAGAAAUGAAUCCAUUCAACUCAGAAUUGGAAUUUAACGAAGAGGAUCCUUUCUUGGAUCCGAUCGGCUUCGAUUCCGGUCUUUCGAUGGCGAAGAAGAAGAAGAAGCGAACAACUCUGCAGGAGAAAAUCAAUAAGGUUCUGAAUGAUGAGGCGCUCACGCAGCCCGUAGACGACGGCAAUAAAAUGGACACGACAAUCGAAGCUUCUGGCGAAGAAAAAAUAACUGCCGAAGACGACGAUGUUAUUGAAGACGACGAGCUACCCGCUGUUGUUGAUUCGGUGAAGGAACGACAGACAACAAUUAAAAAGAAAGCAACAGAGACGGACGAGUUCUUCGAGAAUUGGGUGAAACCAGACGACGAGGACGAAAAAGAGUCGUUUGCUGACUAUGGCUUCGAAAGAAAACUUCUAAAGGCGCUUGCGAAUGUAGGCUGGACAUCGCCUACUCCGAUUCAAAAGGCUUCCAUUCCUGUUGCUGUAACUGGAAGAGAUAUUUGUGCCUGUGCCACCACUGGGUCGGGAAAAACUGGUGCUUUCGUCUUGCCGAUUCUUCAGCGAUUCGCGCUUCGUGAUCCAGGCAAAGUAGAAUCAUGUACGCGGGUUUUGGUGCUGCUACCAACGCGUGAAUUGUGCGUACAAGUUUUUGCCGUCUUCCGAAAGCUAGUGGCAGAGCUUGAGAAUGUAACCGUCGCCUGUGCUGCAGGUGGCUUAGAUUUGCAACAGCAGACGCAACUUCUGCGCCGCGAUCCCGACAUUUUGGUCGCCACUCCCGGACGUCUUAUUGAUCAUCUCCACAAUACUCCGAAUUUUUCUCUGCAGGAAAUCGAAAUCUUAGUUCUCGAUGAAGCAGAUCGAAUGCUCGAUGAGUUCUUCGCCUCUCAGAUGAAAGAAAUUUUAUCUCAAACUUCUAAGCACCGCCAGACAAUGCUCUUUUCUGCUACAAUGACAGAAAGUGUUCAAGAGCUUACUGAUGUAGCUCUAACGAAACCGAUGAAGAUCUUUAUUUCCUCGAAUACUGAUGUAGCUGAUGGCCUCGAGCAGCAGUUCGUCAGGAUUCGGCCUGGACGAGAAGGAGACAGAGAAGCGAUCGUGGCAGCCCUUCUGACCCGCUCUUUUCCGCGAUUUACUCUUCUCUUUACGCAGACUAGGAAAAUGGCUCAUCGUAUGCACAUUCUCCUCGGUUUGCUCGGAUUGAAAGUGGUUGAACUUCACGGUUCUAUGUCUCAAACUGCUCGACUCGAAGCGCUGGCGAAUUUCAAGAAUGGAACCGCUCACAUAAUGGUUUGUACCGAUGUGGCGGCGCGUGGUUUAGAUAUUCCCAGUGUACGGACGGUCAUCAAUAUGACUCUUCCAAAUAAUUACAAAAGUUAUGUUCAUAGAGUGGGAAGAACUGCAAGAGCAGGAAAACAAGGAAGAUCGAUUUCUCUCGUUGGCGAAUCUGAAUGGAAAAUUUUGAAAAUGAUCAUCAAGGCGAGCAAAACAAGCUGCAAAACUAGAACCGUAGCGGCAGAAGUCGUCAGCAAUUUUAAAACGAAAUUGAACGAGUACGAGACGAAAGUAAAAAAAAUUAUUGACAUGGAAAAUGAAGAAGCUGCUUUAGCUGCCAUUGAAAAUCAAGUCAACGCGGCGAAGAACAAGCUGGAAAACGGACCAAAAGAAAAACGUGGCUGGUUCCAGACAAAAUACGAACGUGAAUUGGAAAAAGCCGACAGAAUGUUGGACGCGCACUCGGGCAUCAAGAAUAGAAACACGAGAGGCAAGCAGAAGAACAAAAUCGACACGAACACAGCAGAGGGCAGAGCUCAGCUGGAAAUGCAGAAGGCAGAAGCCUUCAGACACCGAGAGCAGAAACGCGCAAAGAAGGGAAAUAGAUUGAGAGCUCUUGGCUCUGAGCAAGUGCAAAAAGAAAAAUUGGAAUCCCGCGAGAAGAAACUUGCACGUAAAGAUGGAAAAAAGAAACGCUCUGGUUUUGCGCGAGACUUGGCAGAUGUGAACCAAAAAGCCGUCAAGUUCCACAGAUACGUCAAAGAUCAGGACCGCUCGAAAAAAGACAUGGAAGUCGACGAGCUCAGAAGAAUGCUGGUAGAAGAAUUAGCAGAUGAUCUGGUGCGCUCGAAGAGCUUCAAAAUAUUGCAAGACGCUAUUCUCGAUAUCGCUUCCAGUUCCGAUCUGAAUUUACUUGAUGACCAAGAAAAAUUAAUCGAUCAUAUUCUUCGAAAGGUUGUCGGGGAGAAUAUUGAAACGCAUUUCCUCAACGAAAUCUAUUCUCAUCUGUAUGGCUAUAAACAGAUCUCCUCAACCGAAACUUCGUAUUUCCCUGACGAGCCGGACUGGAUCAUCUCAGGUAGAAUAAAAUGGCUUCGGAGAGUAUCAAAGGGACUGGAAAAGAUCUCGACGGAGCUUAAAAUUCCAAGUGUUCGCAAACGGUCGCCCGAAAUGGCGCGUGAAUUCAAUCGUAAAUGGACUGAGAUCUCGACGAUCCAGCAAAACCUCGAAGGCAUAAAACCGAUUUACGCUCCUAGGGAGCUUUACGAAGCGUGUAAAAUGUGCGUUGAAGAAGCUAACGCCGGCAAGGAAAAUAUUCCUCUGGGCGAAAUGCCGGCUCCUGUAAAGCUACGCACCCUCGAAGACGCCCGGGAUAUCUUUUGGACGGCACAGACGACAGCUGUGUCUGACAAAUCGAACUGUAUACAGGCGCGUAGUAUUCUAAAAGGAUUGAAGUACAACGGAGAAUCCCGCGGUGAUCUCUGGAAAGCUUCUCUUCAAGUCGAACCAACGGCGGCCGAUCGAGCGAACUACGAGCUCCUGCGACGCCAAGUGUCGGAAUUUGAAUACGUAUCAGACAAGCUCCUGCUCAAUGACGUUAGAACCAACGCCGGAAACGACGAUUUUUACUUUGUUUUUGUUGAUUACAUCCUCCAAUGCUUAAUGAUUUUUUCAAGAGACGAAUCCAACGCCAGAAUAAAACAAACUGCGGCUGAAGACGACGAAAGAUACCCGCCCUCGAAGGUGCUGCCUUUCUAUGGCUUCUCAUUUUUUGUGGCACCUAUUUGCUUUCUCUUCUCUGAUCCCGUAAUUCUCUACGCAGUCUUCCGCAAAAUGUACCUGAGAUAUUUUAUUAGACUUCAUUCUAUUGCUGAAGCUCCGUUUCAUGACCCAGCUUACAAAUAUAACGAACAUUCCUCUGGCAGCGCGCACUUCGUCGAAGAUCUCUCAUCAACAUCAGAAGACCAAGAGCUGCAUUCUCCAGAUAACAAACAAAUAGAUCAUGGAAUAAUCGGACUGGCACAUCAAUUCGAGUAUUUUUUCAAGCAGCGCGACCCCGCCCUUUUCAGGCAUCUACACGACAUUAAUUGCAGACCCGUGUUAAUAUGCUUUCGCUGGCUUGUGAAAGGGUUCUCUGGUGUAUUGCAUGUCUCCGAAGUAUUGCGCCUUUGGGACUUUAUUGUCGGGCACGACUCGUUAGAAAUUUUAUCGGUAUUUUCGGUUGGCGUUUUCCUUGUCAGGCGUCAAUUUCUACUCGGCUGUGGCGCCUCCGUUGAUGCAGAAGCCAUCCUUAGCGAUCUAUCGACUCUCAAGGUGAAGCCAGUUCUGGAGCUCGUUUUCAGUGGUCGUUUUGCGUGA
Molecule: messenger RNA, 3729 nt
Organism: Oikopleura dioica
Lineage: Eukaryota; Metazoa; Chordata; Appendicularia; Copelata; Oikopleuridae
Source: the annotation of a GenBank genome assembly